AUGCCUCAGAACGACUACAUCGAAGAACACAUCCGCCGACACGGCCGCCGACUCGAUCAUGAGGAGCGUCAGAGGAAGCGCGCGGCGCGAGAGGUGCACAAGGCAUCCGCCGUCGCACAAAAGGUCACCGGUCUCAAGGCCAAGAUGCUCAACAAGAAGCGUCGCAACGAAAAGAUCCAGAUGAAAAAGACGCUCAAGGCGCACGAGGAACGCGACGUCAAGCAGGCCUCCACCGCCUCCGACCCCAACCAGGCGCUCCCCACCUAUCUGCUCGACCGCGAGGGCCAGAAGGACGCAAAGGCGCUCUCCUCGGCCGUCAAGGAGCGCAGAAAGGACAAGGCGGCGCGCUACUCGGUGCCGCUGCCCCAGGUGCGCGGCAUCGCAGAGGACGAGGCGUUCAAGGUGGUCAAGACCGGAAAGCGCAAGCAAAAGGGAUGGAAGAGGAUGGUCACCAAACCCACCUUUGUCGGCGAGAGCUUCACGCGCAAGCCGCCCAAGCUCGAGCGCUUCAUCCGUCCCAUGGGCCUCCGCUACAACAAGGCGCACGUCACCCACCCGGAACUCAAGGCCUCCUUCAACCUCCCCAUCGUCGGCGUCAAGAAGAACCCGCAGAGCCCGCUCUAUACCCAACUCGGCGUGCUCACCAAGGGCACCAUCAUCGAAGUCAACGUGUCGGAGCUCGGCAUGACCACCACCACGGGCAAGGUCGUGUGGGGCAAGUAUGCACAGGUCACCAACAACCCAGAAAACGACGGCUGCGUCAACGCCGUCCUCCUACUCUCGUCCUAA
Messenger RNA from Moesziomyces antarcticus, 789 nucleotides. Its product is annotated as ribosome biogenesis protein nsa2. NCBI's taxonomy places the organism in Eukaryota, Fungi, Basidiomycota, Ustilaginomycetes, Ustilaginales, Ustilaginaceae. The record is from RefSeq and is a predicted model, not a curated record. Gene Ontology annotation, biological process: maturation of LSU-rRNA; maturation of 5.8S rRNA. The transcript is spliced from 2 exons. Gene Ontology annotation, cellular component: preribosome, large subunit precursor; nucleolus. Bases 1 to 789 code for a protein of 262 amino acids.